Molecule: messenger RNA, 1207 nt
Organism: Durio zibethinus
Lineage: Eukaryota; Viridiplantae; Streptophyta; Magnoliopsida; Malvales; Malvaceae
Product: putative trehalose-phosphate phosphatase D
Biological process (GO): trehalose biosynthetic process
Molecular function (GO): trehalose-phosphatase activity
Source: RefSeq, a predicted model, not a curated record
UCUCUUUCAUUUCAAGCUGCUUUUUCCUUUUUUAUUUUUUUCUUUUGCUCAUUUUUUUUGGAUUUCUACUUUCAAACUCUCCUCAUUUUCUACUUCGUGGGAUUCUCGACUUUCAACAGUAUGCUAACAACCAUCAACAAUCCUCUCCUCAAAACAGCUUCAAUUUUGAUGAUCAAGAGAAACUUGGCAAAGCUUAACCAGACAAUGGGGUUUCGAAUAUCACAUUCCAAUAAGCAGAAGGUGAAGCCUUUCUCGGGUCCUGAGAAUAAUGGUACCAAUGGCUCUAUUAAAGGGAGAUUAUCAAGCGGCCCACUUGAUGUUGCAGCUGACUAUGCUUCAUGGCUGGUGAAGCACCCUUCUGCUUUGAACUCAUUUGAUUCCAUAAUAAGAGCAGCUAAGGGGAAAAAGGUCGCUGUGUUUUUAGAUUAUGACGGUACUCUGUCACCAAUAGUUGAAGACCCUGAUCAGGCCUUCAUGUCCGCUGAGAUGCGUGCGGCAGUUGAUGAAGUUGCAAAGUAUUUUCCAACAUCUAUAAUCAGUGGUAGGAGCCGAGAUAAGGUUGAAGAAUUUGUACAGUUGGAUAAUGUAUACUAUGCUGGGAGUCAUGGGCUGGACAUAAUGGUACCAUCCAAAGCGGUGAAAUCCUGCGAUAAAAAGGGGAAUGAGGGCGCCUUUCAACCUGCUAAGUCAUUUUUACCCGCAAUUCAAAAGAUAUCCAUAAAGUUGAAAGAUAAAAUUGGAGCAAUACAAGGUGCUAGGAUAGAGGAUAACAGAUUUUGCAUUUCUGUGCACUAUCGGCAAGUUCCGCCAGAGGACCAUGAAACUUUGAAGGAGGAAGUGAAAUCUCUAGUUGAAAAUCGUCCGGAGUUCCGUCUGACCGAGGGUAAAAUGGUUUUAGAAGUCCGGCCAUCAAUAGAGUGGAACAAAGGUAAAGCCCUCAAUUAUUUGCUUGAUAAUUUAGGAUUCAGCAAUGCCGAAGAGGUUCUCCCAUUAUACAUUGGAGAUGAUCGAACUGAUGAAGAUGCAUUCCAGGUCAUAGCUGCAGGUAGAGGGAAAGGGUUUCCCAUCAUUGUUUCUUCCAUUCCAACAGAAACCUUAGCUCGGUACUCCUUGCGUGAUCCAUCAGAAGUAUUAGCUUUCCUAUUACGUCUAGCAAAAUGGAGGAAAUCGGAGAUUGCCUUCGUCAAGUAGCUAGACGAUAUUUUGG